This is a messenger RNA of Thyridium curvatum, 1971 nucleotides long. RefSeq lists its product as uncharacterized. The record is from RefSeq and is a predicted model, not a curated record. NCBI's taxonomy places the organism in Eukaryota, Fungi, Ascomycota, Sordariomycetes, Thyridiales, Thyridiaceae. Bases 1 to 1971 code for a protein of 656 amino acids. The transcript has 6 exons.
AUGCGCCUGGGCCCUGCCCAGGCGCAAGACCCGUAUCGGGCUUCUGGCCCACGUCCAAACCCGCUCUUCUCGGGCGGGCCUGCUGAGCUUCCGCCGACCAAGUCGGCACCACUCAGCAUGACAAGCCCAGCCUGGGCCUCGAUCCCAGCCUGGGCACCGCACACGCCCCAUUCAUGCGCCUGGGCGCGGCCUAGGCGCAAGACCCGCGCUGCUGCUGCUAAUGCCGGCACUGGUGCGGGCCUCGCACGCCCCAGACUUGCUGCUGCUGCUGGUGUCGGUGCUGACGCCGGUAGUGGUGCCGGCCGCCGCACCUCAAUCGUGGGCUUGGGCCCCGCCAACAUGGGCCCCGCUGACAUGGACCCGUUCAGCAGCAACGCGGGCGCCAUGAUCAAGUCCUCGAUCGUGGGCUUGGGCCCCGCCAAUACAGACCCGUUCAGUAGUAACGCGGGCGGAAUGGUCAAGUCUGCGACAAUACAGGAGCUGAAUCCGGGUCUCCAGCCGCAACAGGGCUUUGGAAGCAGUUGGGACUUCCGUCCCCCAAGGGCCAUGAUCAAGUCCUCCACAAUCCAGGAGCUGAUUCCGGGCCCACAGCCGCAGCAGCGCUUUGGCAGCAGUUGGGACUUCCCCCGAGCCCUCUCUUCGCCAAGGGCCCGAGGCGGAGGAGACCACCGCGCCUCUGAGCAUCCGGUACCCCGCCCGGAACCACCCGAUCUUUGGCGAGAACGGGGAAUGCUGGCCCUCGGCAUGCUGGCCCUCGGCGUGAUCUGUCUGGGUCGCGGACAAUUCCCGACCUGGGCCCGGCGCAAGAGCCGUAUCGAGCUAGUCCAUCCAGAUGCAUGCCGGUUUCAUACCGACAACGAUCCUCUGUUCAAUCAUGAACACGGAGGGAGACCACCGCGGCUCCCAGCAUCCGGUACCCAGCCCGGAACCACCCCAUCUUUGGCGAGAACGGGGAAUUCUGGCCGCGACCCGUAUCGCGCUGCUGGCCCACGGCCAAACCCUCUCUUCUCGGGCAAGCCUCUGAAGCUCCUCCGACUAAGUCGGCUGCUCAACAUUGGCGCCUACUCGAGCGACAACUCGUUCGAGGCCAACACCUCGGACAAGUCCUCCACCAUGCAGGCGCUGCUCCCGCCACCGACGGUGGCCGCCAGGAAGCCGGCCAAGAAAUCCUCCCCGAUUGUACUGAUCCCUAAUGUCUUUCGGGAGGUCGCACGUUCGAUUCGUGCGCAAGAGCAGGCAGCUGAAGUGCGCUGGCUUACCAGUCCCUUCAAGAAGCUGUCUGGCCUGUAUUACAACCAGGAGAGGGAGGUCGACCCCUCCGCCCGAGGACGUCCCUUCGAUCCGGUCCGAGUUGAUAAUAGAUACGACUGUGGGCACCCCUUCGAGCACAUGAUUAGUGUGCUCAAGAAGCUGCCGUGGAGUCAGACGACGAUGAUCACCGUUGCGCAGCGACACGCGGUCAUGUGGAGUGCCCACAGCGGUCUCCCUUUGCGAAGGACUGUCCCCAGCGGCCCUUCGAGCCCUGGAAUCAGUUCAAAGGGCUUCAUCAGCAGAGAGGAGAUGACGAUGCUCGUCAAGAAUGUGGAGUGCCCGCAGCGGUCUCCUUAUGCGAGGGACUGCCCACAGCGGCCGUUCGAGCACAUGAUGAGCGUGCUCGUCAAGCUCGUCGAGUGCCCGCAGCGCUCCCCCUUUGCAAAGGACUGCCCCCAGCGGCCCAUCGAGGAGAUGGCCAUACUCAUGAAGCACGUCGAGCGCCCCCAGCGGCCCAUCGAGGAGAUGACCAUGCUCGUGAAGCACGUGGACUGCCCACAGCGGCCGUUUGAGCACAUGAUUAGUGUGCUGAAGAAGUUGCCGUGGAACCAGACGGCAAUGAUCACCGUUGCCCAGCGCAACGCGCCGUAUCGGUCCUGUGUCGGCCUGGUCUGCCUACUGCAAGAAGUGUAUCUCUCUCAAGGAUUCACUUCGGUCUGA